AUGGUGUUGCGGUGGCCCCUGCUGCUGUGGGCAGUGUGUGGGGUGCGGUGGCCCCUGUUGAUGUGGGCAGUGUGUGGGGUGUGUGUGGACAUCUCGGCAGCCUCUGGGGCGUCUGUGAGCCCCAUGCUACUACAGACCACAGCAGAGCCCACCAUAGAGGAGCAGCAGCCCUUUGAUACACACACAACCGCCAGCACCACUGACACCGAGCUGAGCUGUGUGUCCCUGCUGCCCCCCCGGCGAGGCUCCUACUACGUGGAGCACGGGACUGGGGUGUCCCUGGACUCUGUGCUGGUGUUCUGGUGCAGGGAGGGCUAUCAGCUCGUGGGGAGAGAGAGGGUCUCCUGCCUCCUCCAGAACGGUGCGGCCAAAUGGAGCCACCCUCGGCCAGAGUGCGAAGGACUGCCCACGCCGGACAGUCACGGGCUGCUCAUGGCCAUCGUGGUGUCGGCGGUCAGCGGCGUGGUCAUCAUCGGCCUCACGGUGGCCUUCGUCAUGUGCUGCAUGCGGGGCGAGCAGCAGGUGAAGAAGAAGAAGACUCCACGCACCGGGAGGACCAGGGAUCGGCAGAAGCGGAGGACGAUGUCGCGGAGGAGUGCGGCCUGGUUGGAGAGAGAGCCGGGGGACUGGGAGGUGUUUCCUCCACCCAAGAUCUACAACCUGUCCCAGCAGCUGGAGCCCCACGCAGCCACCGGCACAGCGCCCGCUCGCGGAUAUGAGAACAGGGGCUACAACAGGAGCCAAGACAGCCUGAGGAGCCCCCCCGCAGGACUGUACCACUCGGAGUUGCAGCUGUACCCCCACCUGGUGCUGCAGAGGAACACACCUGGCAGCCCCGUCUACCUGCACAUCUCCGCACCCCCCACCCUCAAGGCCCAGCAGCGCCCACCUGUCUAA
This is a messenger RNA of Sardina pilchardus (European sardine), 897 nucleotides long. RefSeq lists its product as uncharacterized. The record is from RefSeq and is a predicted model, not a curated record. Lineage: Eukaryota; Metazoa; Chordata; Actinopteri; Clupeiformes; Clupeidae. Bases 1 to 897 code for a protein of 298 amino acids. The transcript is spliced from 5 exons.